Messenger RNA from Sphaeroforma arctica JP610, 761 nucleotides. RefSeq lists its product as hypothetical. The coding region runs from base 188 to 472 and encodes 94 amino acids. Gene Ontology annotation, molecular function: dolichyl pyrophosphate Man9GlcNAc2 alpha-1,3-glucosyltransferase activity. Gene Ontology annotation, biological process: protein N-linked glycosylation. The transcript has 2 exons. Gene Ontology annotation, cellular component: endoplasmic reticulum membrane. The record is from RefSeq and is a predicted model, not a curated record. Lineage: Eukaryota; Ichthyosporea; Ichthyophonida.
CAGCAAACAUCGAGAGUGUAAGACGAGAAUAAGGUAAAUAGAGUUGGCUUCUGCUGCCGGCGUAGAGAACAUCAGAAAUAUCAGACGACGCGAGUGGAUUUAACAACAACCAGAAAUACUUAGAUUACGGAUCAAUCAGAUCGGUUGCAUUUAAAUUAGAAGUGGUGCAUUGGUGUUGCGAGAUACCAUGAAGUUGAGCGCUCCGCCUGGGAGGGGCAGUGACAACCGGUCAUAUGAUGAGUCUUCUGAGGGCGGAAGUCUUCUGGAUGCAUUCUACGUAGUCCAGAAGGAAGGCGGCACAUCGCAACGGUUGCUAUGCAUGUUCUUGAUCAUUGUGUUUGCAAUGUUUGUGCGCUACUGCGUGGGCCUGGGCCCAUACUCUGGGUAUGAUACCCCGCCGAUGUAUGGUGAUUUCGAAUGCCAGCGACACUGGAUGGAGAUGACAUACCACUUGCCUCGGGACCAGUGGUAGGUAGAACGAGGCAAACUCAUACUUUGCGAGGUUGUAUGUGAUCGAAGUAUCCAUAUUCACCGUCUCUCAGAUCAGUCUGCUCUGCGUAUGAUUUUAAGUACAUAGAUAAUUCGGUUUGGAUGACAGCGAUACUGUGCAAGUUGUCGUCACAUAAGCCGUGGGGUCAGGGGUACUUUUAAAUGGCUUCGCUCACAUUGAUUGUGAAGGUUAUCUAAGGAUGCACUCUAAAGGGCAAACUGAUGAAUGGUCGUACGGUAACAGUCGCCUUCCACCCAUCUAACACAUAAAC